CAAGAAUAUCACCGAUUGCUCGUGCCUCACCUCUAGGCAAUCCACAGUAGAACCCGGGCUGGCGACCGAUGAUUCCGAUUAUCUACCUUCUUAGACCAGCGAUCAGUCCUCCGCCUUGUGCCAUCAAAUUGCAAUCGCACUGUCAUUGAAUGAAAGCGCAUAAUCUCAUUUGCAGAAUUGACCGUCUGUAUUGAGCGGUGUUACUUCAAAGGCGCGACUACACAACCCAAAAAUCCUACCUACAUCCAGCGUCCCUGCUCCGCCGAAUCAACACUCAACUCACUCCCUCUUCCCACACCCCCCCAAACCCCCGAUAGCUACUAGCAUGGAGCGACCUACCAAGCGCGCCCGGUUCGCAUCCCCAGUCGAACCCGAGGGAGACGGCGGGGACGAUAUCGACCUCCACGAGGCACGGGCGCAGAACGACCAACGCCUGAAGUCCAUCUUCGAGGGCAUCUUCGAGAAAUACGGUCGGGACUUUACAGACGUGGGCGAUGAGAUUGAUCUACAGACGGGCAAGAUCAUUGUGAAUAAUGGGCAUAUCCAAGAACUAGAGGGAGAAGAGGAGGAAGCCGAAAACGAUGAUCACCGUUCCGCAACGACGAACCGGGAUUGGCGACGGCUCGAGCAGGAGCGGUCUGUUGCGGAGGAGGAGGGAAGUCUGCCUGAAAAUCCCGGUCAUUUGGCCGCAGGCAUGGAUGGGGAUGAUGAUGAUGAUGGUGAGGCUCCGGAUGAUGAUCGCUCACGGCCUCUCUCUCCCGUGCUGCCGUCGAUCCAGGAACUGCAGGCUGGGUUGGGGAUACAGCACCACCUGGCGGCUGGGGAAGAGGACACCGGCAAGCGUGACUCGAAUUUACAUGGUCAAGCGGAUGACGACGACGAUGCGGCUAGUGUGGACUCCUUGCUGGAUAAUACGCUACGCAUCGAGAGCAUCCUGGAUCAAUCCACCAGCGACAAACUCGUGAGCGAAAAAGCAAAACCUGCGGCUGAAGUAACCGCCCAAUCACACAGCAACCGGCGUAGUGAGGCGGUGGAGGAGCUAUGGCGGGUGCCUGAAAUCGACGCGAGCUUCUCCACGCCGACAUGGAACAGGUCACGUCCGGCGGCGUCCACCGUGAAUCGCGUUCGCUCGCAGUCUCCACCGGGAGCUGGCUCCCUAUGGUCAUUGCCUAGGAAGUCGCGACGGGCUCCGCAGAAGAGCCACGCAGGGGCAGCGAUGAAAAGCAAACCGCAGCGGAAAGUCACCCAGUCGAGCCCCGUGGUUUGCGACUGGUCCUUUGCAGAGACCCCCGAUGGAGAUGAGUCCGACGACCCGUUGCAGGAAGACUACGAACCAUCGCCCACCCCCAAGCGGAGCAUACAUGUCCGCAAGACACCCGUGAAAGAACAGACACCGCGUCAAUUGAACUAUCAAUGCUCGGAUUGCAAGCAGGUCUUCGUACGUCACGGCUACAUUACCCAUCUCAGGGAAAUUGCCUCCAGACCCUUCGACGGCCAACACGAUCGAGCUGAGGUGACCCGCCGACUCGAUGCCCUGGCUAAAGAGCCUACUCCGAAGUCGAAGUCCAAGACUACCACAUCUAUCACGCCAAAUAUUCUUACAAGUUCGCGCGCAAACGAACUUGUGGAUAAUAACUCUACUCCUACCAAGAAACGUGCUCGAAAUGUCAUCCAGCCCGAUGAAGCGAGGCUGAUCAUCACAAUGAGACAGGUACAGGGGAAGAAAUGGAACGAGAUCCUUGACUGCCUUCCGCACACGAAGCUGACCUCGCUUACCCAAUGGAAUCGCAAUCACUGGAGUGAUCGCCGGGCUAAUCCACCGCCAUUGUCCAAGCCUUGGUCUGAAGCCGAGCGGGCCGUUCUAGACAAAUUCAAAGAGCAGCAGGGCCUUAGCUGGACCACGAUCCGCCAAGGGCUACCUGGCCGACCACAUGCCGAGAUUGAAUUCGAGUUGUUGCAGCUCUGGGCUGGCACUGAUACGCAGUGA
Molecule: messenger RNA, 1987 nt
Organism: Aspergillus japonicus CBS 114.51
Lineage: Eukaryota; Fungi; Ascomycota; Eurotiomycetes; Eurotiales; Aspergillaceae
Product: Myb-like DNA-binding domain protein
Exons: 2
Coding region: 326-1987 (553 amino acids)
Cellular component (GO): nucleus
Molecular function (GO): histone binding; protein heterodimerization activity
Source: RefSeq, a predicted model, not a curated record